Molecule: messenger RNA, 1868 nt
Organism: Cajanus cajan (pigeon pea)
Lineage: Eukaryota; Viridiplantae; Streptophyta; Magnoliopsida; Fabales; Fabaceae
Product: UDP-xylose transporter 3
Source: RefSeq, a predicted model, not a curated record
AGGUAGUGUCCCAACAUUUCUGUUGAAAGCCAAGUUGGGUUUGACGGAUCUGAAGCCAUUAAUGUGCAUGGCAUUUGCCAAACCCCAUUUCCAUUGAUUUAAUUGCGUGUUUCUACCAAAUCUCCAUUGCUUCCUCACUCAGCACUCACCACUGGUUGAUGUACUGAGUGAUAAAUAAUAAUUGAUAUUCAGCAAGUAUCUUCUGCUGCAUCGCAACACUUGAUUAAUCCUAUUCCUUAGUUUCUUAGUUAGGUCCCCUUUCCAUUUCACCUUCCUUCUAUGCUUGCAUUCUCACUCUCUUAAUACCCUAAACCUUUGAAUCGAUCUAAAUCUCUCCCAAAUCGCAAACCCCUUUUGCCCAAUCCUCUCAAUUUUCUCCCUAACUUUCCGCUGUCGGCUCGCGGGUUGGUAAAGUUUCUUCUUUUGUCUUCUGGAUUUUGACAGAGAUGGGGGAGGGAGAACGUUUUCAGCUGGGGACGGUGGGCGCGUUGACUCUUUCUGUGGUCUCAUCCGUGUCGAUCGUAAUUUGCAACAAGGCGUUGAUGAGUUCACUGCAUUUCAUUUUUGCUACAACUUUGACCAGCUGGCAUCUGCUUGUCACAUUUUGUUCCCUUCAUGUGGCGCUCAAAAUGAGAUUCUUUGAGCACAAACCUUUUGAGCAGAAAGCUGUAAUGGGAUUUGGGAUUUUAAAUGGGAUCUCAAUUGGACUUCUAAAUUUGAGCCUGGGGUUCAAUUCUGUUGGCUUCUAUCAGAUGACUAAGCUGGCAAUCAUUCCUUGUACUGUACUGUUGGAGACCAUUUUUCUUGGGAAGAGAUUCAGUAAGAGAAUUCAAUUUGCCCUUAGUAUCCUCCUUCUGGGUGUUGGGAUUGCUACUGUCACAGAUUUGCAGCUCAACGCUUUGGGCUCUUUCUUGUCUCUGCUUGCAGUGAUUACAACUUGCAUUGCUCAGAUUAUGACAAAUACUAUCCAGAAGAAGUUCAAGGUUACUUCCACCCAGCUUCUGUAUCAAUCAUCCCCAUAUCAGGCAGCAACCCUGCUAAUCUCUGGUCCAUAUCUGGAUAAACUUUUGACCAACCAAAAUGUAUUUGGUUUCAAGUACACAACACAAGUGACGGUCUUCAUAGUUCUUUCCUGCCUUAUCUCCAUCUCUGUCAAUUUUAGUACGUUCCUUGUUAUUGGAAAGACAUCUCCAGUUACCUAUCAGGUUCUUGGACACCUGAAGACAUGCCUUGUAUUGGCAUUUGGUUAUAUACUACUCCAAGACCCAUUUAGCUGGAGAAACAUACUGGGUAUUUUGAUAGCCAUGAUUGGGAUGAUUCUAUAUUCCUACUAUUGCACUCUGGAGAAUCAGCAAAAAGCUGUUGAUGCUGCAGCACAAGCAUCCCAGGCAAGAGAAGGUGAAUCUGAUCCUCUGGUUAAUGUGGAAAAUGGAAGUGCAGUUAUGAGUGAUACUGUUGGACAAAGACAAAUGUCACCUGUGUGGAGCAAGAGCAAGGACUAGUAUGUUUAUGGGCUUUGUUAUAGGAUUGUCAAGAACAGUUAUAGUCCUUAUAGAGGGUUAACACCCCAUAUCCAUAUGGAAUUAGGAAGUGGAAGUGCUGCCAAACGCAUGUCCCAGUCAUUUUUCUUAGUAGCUAUAGUCUAUAAUAUUUUGAGUUCUAAAAAAAAGUGAUAUUUUAUGAAUCGUUUGCCGCCAACAAUAUUAGGAAGGGGAACAAGUAAAUGGCCAUUUCGUAUUCUAUUGGCCAACAAAUGUCUUACAGUAGCAUACAUUUCCUGGUGAUGUUUUCACAUCAUGUUACAUUUAUAAUUUCAUAUAGAUAUUCAAACUUUUUCCUGCCUUGAAUAACAUAUAAACAUCUACCGG